GCCUGGCCCCGCCUCGCUCUCGGGGCUUCCUGGUCGUCGUCGUCCCCCUUCGAUGGCGGCGGCAGAAUCGCCUGGCCUAGUCUGCGCCCCCCUCUGCUCCCCACGCCCCUGAGAGCCAAAGCAACUAAAAGAUGUCGCUGAUGGAAUUGACUCAUGUUGUUUUUACUAUGUUACAUUUGAUAUCCUGUGCAUUAUAAGCAUUGGGAAAUCCCACAGAAUAUUUCACAGCUUUCUUUAUACUGAUGUUUCCAGGAUCAGUUACAAGUUGAAAUAUUGCUCAUGUUUCCAUUUAGCAAGGCAGAAGUAAAUAGGAAUAAAAAUGGACUUGAAUGCUCGAAAUUAUUUACUUCAGAAUCGCAAGUCUUUGGAAAGAGAUAUCAAAACUUCUUACAUAAUGGAUCAUAUGAUUGCGGAUGAAGCGUUAACAUUACAGGAUGAGGAGAAAGUAAAAGCUCAGAGUACCCAGAGAGAACGAGCAGCUAUGCUUGUCCAAAUGAUUCUCAGCAAAGAUGACCAUGCAUAUAUAUCUUUUUAUAAUGCUCUACUUCAUGAAGGGUACAAGGAUCUUGCUGGCCUUCUCCAAGAUGGCAUCCCUAUUAUUUCACCUCAUCAUGGAAAGAAUUCAAUGGAUGGAGUAACCUCCUAUGUUAAGACUGUCCUUUGUGAAGGUGGAGUUCCACAGAGACCAGUAGUGUUUGUCACUCGUCCAGAGUUAACAAAAACAAUUCAGUGGAAAUUGUAUAAAUUAAAAAAUGAUCCGGGAUGGGUUACUGUUUAUGGGAUGGCAGGGUGUGGAAAGUCUGUCUUGUCAGCAGAAGCACUACGUGACCACAAUCUUUUGAAAGAUUGCUUCCCUGGAGGAGUACAUUGGGUUUCUGUUGGCAAACAAGACAAAGCGGGACUGCUCAUGAAACUCCAAAAUCUGUGUAUGAGACUAGACCAAGACUUCACCUUUUCACAGAGGCCACCACUAAAUAUAGAGGAAGCUAAAGAUCGCCUUCGUUGGCUGAUGCUACGCAAAUACCCAAGGUCUCUCUUAGUGCUUGAUGACAUUUGGGAUUCCUGGGUGUUAAAAGCAUUUGAUAAUCACAGUCGAGUUCUUAUCACCAGUAGAGACAGGAGUGUAGCAGAUUCUGUGAGUGGCAGUAAAUAUGAAGUUCCUCUGGAAAGUGGGUUAACACAUGACAAAGCACUUGAAAUUUUAUCUCUGUUCGUUAACAUGGAAAUAAUGGAGCUCCCAGAAAAGGCUGAUAGUAUUGUAAGAGAAUGCAAAGGUUCUCCUCUUGUGGUGUCCUUGAUAGGAGCAUUAUUACGAGAUUUUCCCAGUCGCUGGGAUUACUACCAUAAACAACUUCAAAAUAAGCAGUUUAAAAGGAUAAGGAAGUCAUCCUCUUAUGAUUAUGAAGCGCUUGACGAAGCAAUGUCCAUAAGUGUUGAGAUGCUGCGAAAAGAUCUUAAAAAUUACUACACAGAUCUUUCUGUUCUUCAAAAGGAUAUUAAAGUGCCUUCAAAAGUAUUUUGUAUUCUUUGGGACAUGGAGACUGAAGAAGCUGAAGACAUACUGCAGGAAUUUGUUAACAAAUCUCUCUUAUUUUGUGAUCGGAAUGGGAAAUCAUUCCGUUAUUAUUUGCACGAUCUUCAACUCGAUUUUCUUACUGAGAAGAAUCGCUCUCAGCUUCAGGAACUACACAAAAAGGCAGUUCAUCAAUACAAGAACCAUUAUAAGCAUUCUGUACCCACUCCAUCCCAAGAGGACUGCAUGUAUUGGUAUAAUUUCCUGGCUUACCACAUGGCAAGUGCCAAUAUGCAUGAGGAACUCUGUGCUCUCAUGUUUUCCCUAGAUUGGAUUAAAACAAAAACAGAGUUGUUGGGGCCUGCACAUUUGAUUCAUGAAUAUGUCGAAUAUAGUCAGAUAUUGGAUCAAAAGGAUCCAAUGGUACGUGAAAACUUCCAGGAAUUUCUGUCUUUAAACGGACACCUCCUUGGACGGCAACCAUUUCCAGACAUUAUUCAAUUAGGUCUGUGUCAGCCCGAAAACUCGGAAGUAUAUCGGCAAGCAAAACUACAAGCGCAACAAGAACAUGCUAAUGGAUCCUUUUAUGUGGAAUGGAUAAAUAAAAAAUCCAUGAAGAACAUGUACCGAUUGGUAGUGCGUCCACAUACGGAUGCAGUUUACCAUGCUUGUUUUUCCCAGGAUAGACAGAGAAUAGCAUCGUGUGGGUCUGAUAAAACCCUGCAGAUUUUUAAAGCUGAAAGUGGGGAAAAGCUUCUAGAAGUAAAAGCUCAUGAUGAUGAAGUGCUGUGCUGCGCUUUUUCUGCAGAUGACAAAUUUGUCGCCACUUGUUCAGCGGAUAAAAAAGUGAAAGUCUGGAAUUCAAGAACGGGUCAGCUUGUGAAUUUAUUCGAAGAACAUACUGAACAAGUCAACUGCUGCCAGUUUAACCUCUCAGAUCCCCACCUGUGUCUAUUAGCUACCUGUUCGAAUGAUACUUUUAUCAAACUCUGGGAUUUGAACAAGAAAUACUGUCGUAACACAAUGUUUGGCCAUGAAAAUUCUGUUACUCACUGCAGAUUCUCACCCGAUGACAAGUACCUGGCUAGUUGCUCAACAGAUGGAACUCUAAAGCUUUGGCACGUGCGUUCAGCAAAUGAACUGAAAACUAUCGACAUGAGAGACUUCUUCAGGAAUGUAGAUGAAUAUCACGAUGAUGUGGAAGUGUUCGUGAAAUGCUGCUGCUGGUCAUCAGAUGGUGCUACAGUAAUAGCGGCAGCCAAAAAUAAACUUUUUAGGUUUGAUACCAAGAGCGGUGAUUUAUUGGCGGAGAUCCUUAUAAGCUGCCACAGCACUAUUCAGUACUGCGAUUUUUGUCCCAAUAGUCAAAUGGUAGCGGUUGCUUUAUCACAUUAUUCUGUUGAGAUAUGGGAUAUUGAAACCUUUUCGAAAACAGCUGACUGUCCAGGACAUAUGAGUUGGGUACAUUCUGUGACAUUUUCACUUGACGGGUCUUUCUUUCUGACAUCUUCGGAUGAUCAGACAAUAAGAAUUUGGGAGACCAAUAAGGUGUGCAAGUCCUUUGCAGUUGUGUUAAGGCCUGAAAUAGAUGUUUCGUUUCCGGGUAAUGAAGUGAUCAUCUUAGCCACUGAUAGUCUGAAGCGUUUGCAGCUAAUUAAUGGAUGCACGGGCCAAACUCUGUGUCAGACUGAAGCACAGGAGCCUUUUACUUGUUGUUGUUGCCUAAGUGAAGAUCUGCAAACGGCUGCAUUUGGAGGCGAGGAUGGGACAGUAAAGGUGUUAAACUUGUCAAGUGGAAAAACUGUGAAAUCCAGAACGGGCCAUGGGAAAGCUGUACAACAUUGCCAGUUUACUUCUGACGGGCAUACCCUUCUUACCAGUUCUGAUGAUUCGACAAUACAGGUUUGGAACUGGCAAACGGAUGAAUCUGUUCUCCUGAAAGGCCAUAAGGAGCCUGUCAAGAAUUUCAGGCUUCUGGAACACUCUAAGCUUCUUUCAUGGUCAUUUGAUGGGACAGUUAAGAUUUGGAACGCAGUUACUGGGGAAUUGGAAAGAGACCUUAUUUGCCACGAAGACACCAUUCUUUCUUGUGAUGUUUCAAAUGAUGCCACCAGAUUUUCUACUACCUCUGCUGACAAGACCGCCAAAAUAUGGAGUUUUGAAAGCUCAUCUGUUCUUCACAAGUUGAGCGGUCAUGAAGGCUGUGUGAGAUGCUGUGCCUUCUCCCCUGAUAAUGAACUGUUGGCCACAGGAGAUGACAAUGGAGAAAUACGGAUCUGGGAUGUUUCAAGAGGUGAGCAGCUUCACCUCUGUACCCGUACUUCAAUUGAUGAUGGAGAAUCAGCACAUGGAGGCUGGGUAACAGACCUUUGCUUUUCUCCAGAUAGUAAGAUGCUUGUUUCGUCUGGGGGGUACGUUAAGUGGUGGAAUGUGGAUACUGGUGAGCCCCUACAAACAUUCUACACAAAUGGAACCAAUCUGAAAUACCUCCACGUGUCUCCAGAUUUCAACGUGUGUGUGACUGUUGAUAACCUUGGCAUUCUUUAUGUGCUGCAGAUUAUGGGAUAUUAGACUGGAUCUCGCAGCAUUGGAAAUGGCAGUAUUUGAGCCAGAAGUAGAUUCCACAAACUUUUAACCACUCACCCGACUGUGAUUUUUUUUUUUACACUUUCAUGUGUUAUAUAGAUUUAUUUGCAUAAGAAAUCUGUGAACUUUCUCCAAUCAACAUACACUUAAUUUUGUGCUUGGUCUCAAUGGUGAAGUAUUUCCCAUUGAUAAAUUGAGAAACAUUUCUACAAACCGCUGCAGAAGUGAUCACCAAAGGAGGUUUCAAAAGAGCGCAGAAUACAAUCAUGGAUCCAGUGGCAAAUGCUUCCAAGCCAUAAAUGUGAUACUGUAACAUAAACUGCUGUUUCACUUAGUGCAAUUUUUUCUUUAAACCAGGGAGGGGGUGGGGGUUAAAAAAGUCUUGAUUUAUUUUUUAAAAUGAAUUCAUAAUAAUUUUGAUAGUCUAUGAAUAACUGAAAAUUGAGAGAACUUACGAUUGUGAAUAUUUAGGGGGAAGCCAAAUAUACUAUAGGUUGCAUUCUGCAAAGCAGCAAAAGGCAUUUGACAGUCAGGGGUCUUCCUCACCUUUCCUUCCCCCCAGAGCCAUUUUGAGAUCUGGAGAAAUUUAUUCACCACGUCAAAGGACAAAUGCGGACAAUUUGUAAUGCAGGUGAGGCAGUUGAAGUGAUGAAGUGGAAGAGAAUGAGAUUGCCCUUACUGUCUCUUACAUGAGCAAUUUUCUGCUCAUAAAAGAGGAAGGAAAGAGGGAUUCCCCCUCCCCGUUCCUUCUGCAGCCACCCAGCCCACGCUCAGGAGCCUCAACUUUGGUAAUAAAAUUUCCUGGGUUCAGAAGGGCUUGUUGGAGAAGGAAGGUAGGGGAGAUCUGGUUAUGCUUUUGCAAACCUCAUGCAUUUUCAGCGAAGAUACGUCUCGGAUUAGGCAAAAUUUGAAAAAUUCCAGAUACUGAAAACCUAUUUUAAAAAACUCAACCCUAUAAUUAUCAGUGAGGUUUAUUUUACUUCAUUUGGGUUUUUUAGUUGAGCUGUCAUGAACAUACUAGUUUGAUUGGAAAAAAAGGGUACAUAAUCUAAUCUUCUAUAUCCUUGGGGGGAUUUUCUUUCAGACUGCUGUGUCUGAAACACAAACUGUGCCAUAUAACUGCUGGCUCAGUGGGAAACCUAUUUUAUUUUUCUAGACGACUUUUCUUCAGUCUAGCGAUUGUGAAUAUUUAGGGGGAAGUCACAAAAUUUAUGCCUUAAUUGCAAUGCCUAAAGAAUAUAUUGCUGCCAAGUGAAUUGAUUUAAAUUGAGUGUGUUGUAUAUAAAUGCAUUAAAUAAAUAUAAAUCAGAUUUGCCCGUUGGACAAAGUUCAAGUCGAGCCUCGAGACCUGUACAGACAUUCUUUUUAGUGGCCUGGGGCUAAAAUGGUGUUUGGGGGUGGGGUUCAUGUCAGGAUUUCCCCCGCUGCUGUCAGUGACCUUUCUGAAUAAACUGUUUGCAAAUAACACAUUGCUCAAGCAGUUUUUAGUAACAAUAGUAACAAAGGAUUGCGUCACUUAUUUCCAAGUAUUCGCCCUCUGAAGAGCCAUUUCAGUAACCUUUGUAUUACAUUUCAGAUUAAAUUUAUCUAUGGCCUUUCUGUGUUUGCCAAACUUAAACGCAUCUUCAAAAAUUCUAAUUGUAUAGGGCAAUGUUAAAUUCUACUAUUGUCAAAUACACCAAGAGGUAAACAACAGCAUCUUAUUUUUUUCCGUCUGGGUGCACUACAGCGCAGCAGGGCCUCACGUUAACCAACUAGCCUCAUGCUGUAUUUUAGGGAUUGUCUUCAGCUUCAGUUGGACAGGAAAUUCUAUUCUUGCCUCUGCUGUAUUUGGCAGAAAACCCCCUAGACCAAAUGGACCCAUAGAAUGCCCGUGCUGCAGUGGGGGCGAAGGAAGACCUACCUACCCCUUUGCUCCAUACCCUGAAGGCUGGCUGUCCAGAAACUAGUAGCAUGGGAAUUAUUUGUGUUUCAAGCUUGUACAUGGACUCAUGUUCAGAAAGGAUUCUUUAAGAAGCAAGGUACUGGGUUUUGUUUUGUUUUACAAUUACUUAAACCUGUGCCAGCUCCCGGAAAUGUGUGUGCUUGGAAAAAUACUUGAAGCAAAAUUUUCUAAAAACUUCCACUGGUGCUAUCCAUUGCAAUUAAAAAUCCAAGAAACUAUAUAGAACAACUCUUUGUUUAAAUAAUAUUUGGAAGAUGUUGUUUCCGGUUUGGUGUUACAAAAGGUAGUGUGGCCUGUAUUCUACCACUCUCCUCAGCAAAAUGCGAAGCCUUUGCCCAGCCCAUUUUAAGUGUCUCUUUCACUAGAGGAAGAUCCACUUAAGUUGAAGGGUGUCUCCAUAGGCUGUAGGAAGGCUUCAUCCAUUGCUGAACAGAAUAGCAUAUAGGCCACUGGGAGUCCUAAUAGCAUCUCAAAAUUUCCGUGUUUGGUUUAACUGCCCCACUUUUGUACUAUUUGGAAUAUAUCUGCUUCAAAGGAAAUUGCUCAGUUUGUUGAGCAUGUUGGAUUUGUUUAUGGUACGAAAACAUUGCUUUAACAAAGGUACUGGUUUUUAAUAAGUUGAUGGUGAAUCUUGAAGCAAUAAAGAUUUUAUAUGUAAUGCAUAA
Eublepharis macularius is the source of this 6709-nucleotide messenger RNA. RefSeq names its product apoptotic peptidase activating factor 1 (gene APAF1). The transcript has 28 exons. The record is from RefSeq and is a predicted model, not a curated record. NCBI's taxonomy places the organism in Eukaryota, Metazoa, Chordata, Lepidosauria, Squamata, Eublepharidae. The coding region runs from base 320 to 4084 and encodes 1254 amino acids. Gene Ontology annotation, cellular component: apoptosome. Gene Ontology annotation, molecular function: ADP binding; protein binding. Gene Ontology annotation, biological process: apoptotic signaling pathway; regulation of apoptotic process.